GUGGAGGGAGUUCUCCGACAUUUUUAACUCGAACCUUUGGCAAGAUUCCACGCUAUACGUAUAGAGCACAUUUUUCCAUAUUUUCUGAUAAAAUUGUGCAGCAAACAUCAUGCAAAAGGCUGACGGUGAAGCUGACGAACAGCGAGGUGAACCGCGCCUUCUCGCUCAUCUCUCACUGGCUGUGCUACGCCAACAGCGCAGUCAACCCCAUCAUAUACAACUUCAUGAGCGGAAAGUUCCGCAAGGAAUUCAGACGAGCUUUCGAUUCUUGCUGCCAGAGAGAGCACGAGGACAGGAACUACUACAAGUAUGGCGGCACCUUCUGCCACAAGCUGGAAAAGGACUCUGUGUUGGCUUCACAAUCCAGGACUGAUUUUGAAAUACACAGGCUUAAUACUUAUAAGGACUACGAUACGAAGCUCACUAGAAAAGGGACGAAAACUAGUGUAUUGCAAGUUGAAAUUUAAGUGUUUUAACAUUAUUGUAGUGGGUGUGGAUUUUACUUAAAAAGAAAAGAGACCGUAAAAAAAACAUAGAAGUAUGAGUGUUUUCAUGUGUUACAUUUGAUGUAUUCAGGAGAGCUUAAUCUUCUUGAACCGUUUUUAUCUCUGGAUGUAAAAUUCAAUUAAUUAUAAAAAAGAGAAAUAUAAACUUUUCUAUUAAAACAGAAAUAUAAGGGCUCAAUAAGCAUUACUUCGAUAAGGUGAGCGACAAACUUUUCUGUUUCAAAUAACGUUUUUACAACAAAAAAAAAACAAUGUUUCUGUACCCUUCAAAAAUUGACCUCAAGAAUAAAAAAUUAAUACAUUUGACCAUAUUUUCUUUUAGUAACGUUCGUUAAAGUUAUAUGAGAUGGAAAAUUUUAGUUGGCUCACUCUUUACCUGCUUAUACAUUGUGACCUAAAAACAGAUAUCAAAAUUUUAACCAUGCAUCAAAAGCAACAUCUUUUGUAUAAUUUUUUUUUUCGAAAACCUGUUAGUGUUUAAGAUAUUUUUAUUAAAUUGUAAAUUCUUUUUGCCAUCGCUCGCAGUAAGUUGAAAUUAAUCAAUUAAUGUUAAAGAGACAGAAGCACAAAAAAUGGAAAGCAUUGCUAGUAUUUAAAAUUUAAGACAAUGAAAAUCAUUCCGUAAAAUGUUGGCAUAAAUUUCAUUGAUAUUUCCCUAAUCCGUUGUCAGCUCAUUAGCGUUAUUUUCAUCGGAAAAAACGAGAGUUUUUGAAAAAUUGAUUAAGCAAAAGUUGUCACAUUGAAUGAUGUACAUUGUUAAAAUUGUGGCUUUUGUAUCUGACUCACCAUAUAUGCCCCAGAGGACAAAAAAUUUAUUUUUUGUAAAACACAGCACAAGAACAUUCAGUAAAUAAAGACAUAAAAAUGUAAACGUGAAACAAUAAGUAUUUGCAGAUUUCACAUCACCUAAAACAAAAUAUAAAAUGUGCCCUUAUCCAAAAGGUAUAUGUAUAAUGGAAAAUAGUGAAAACAACUUUUAUUUUAGUUGGUUUGUUUCUCAUAACCACAAUACAGAGAUGUAAAUAAAUAAAAAGUUAGAAAAUAGAAAUACAUACAAAAAUAACCGAUAACGAUUUGUUUUCAAAGCAGUAGUAUAAUAAUCUUAUACAUAAUAUAUUAACUUGACAAAUAAUAAUUUUAUUGCAAAGACGCGGGUAAUAAUACUUUUAGCGACAGAAUUUAGAAAAUAUGUUGAUCGUAUCCUUUAUAAAAAGAAAAUGUUCAUAAACUAUCAUCUAAAAAUGCUUAUGUCCAGAUUGAGUAUAGGCAAAUUAAUAAAAAAAAAAUAAUGCAAUUAGGUCAAAUUCAGUUUCAUCUUAGAGUCUUUCCAAUUGAAAAAAAUGUACUUCCAAAGCACUUCAGAAACACUUCAGGUUUUCAGGUAAUAAAAAUAAAAAUGAUUACUUGAAAAAUAUUUAAUGUAUUUAUGCUAAUGUAUUCCUCUCGGAGGAGUUCCAAUUAUUUAAAUAUGGAGUAUGUAAAGAUUAGAACGGGAGGAAAACACUUCCUGAAUACUUCCCAGUCAACUGGAAAAUAGGUUUUGUUUUUAUCACGUUACAAUUUUCAAAAUAGUUUUGAAAUCAGUAAAUGAAAGCCCUUUACUUUAAACUGAUUUAUUUUUCAGUUCGACUGACAAAAUAUAUACAAAACAAUUAGAUUCAAUUUUACUUCCUAUAUACAGGGUGUCCCGUUCAUGUUUCAAAAAAACGUGUGUGCAAGUUCCUUCUGGGAAAAUAAUAGUGA
Molecule: messenger RNA, 2249 nt
Organism: Anoplophora glabripennis (Asian longhorned beetle)
Lineage: Eukaryota; Metazoa; Arthropoda; Insecta; Coleoptera; Cerambycidae
Exons: 3
Biological process (GO): G protein-coupled receptor signaling pathway
Molecular function (GO): G protein-coupled receptor activity
Source: RefSeq, a predicted model, not a curated record